CUGAAAAAGCAUAGAAAACCAUUGAAAUUUUCAAAAAAUUACGCCUCCACAAGUACCAUUUAUAAGUAUCAUUGGCAUUUUAGGGAAACAAGAGAUUUUCUGCAGUUUCUGCGUCGUAUUAAUUAUGAUCACCGGCAGUUGCCCGAAAAUCCUGAUAACGCAGUUGAAAUACAUGUAUCCAUUGUGGUUAGUACGAUUCGAGCUGUGUCGGAAGUCACCAUGGACUACAGUUUGGAGUUAUUUUACCGUGAGUCGUGGACAGAUAACCGACUUAGUUACGAUAAGCGGAAAUUCCAAAACAAAAGCGAAAUAGCAUUACAUGAAAGUUAUACGAAUUUUCUUUGGCAUCCAGAUACGUUUAUGCCAAAUGCGAUCGCGUCAAAGAAUCCACAAAAACAGUCAAUAUCUCAUCGAUCAUUAUUGCGGCUGCAAGAGAAUGGUAAUGUCUUGUAUAGCAGACGCCUUUCUGUAAUCGCCGAAUGUCCCAUGGAUUUAACUUUAUUUCCAUUCGAUUCGCAGAUUUGCAAACUCGGAAUAGAAAGUUAUGGCUAUACUGCUGACCAAGUUCGAUAUAAGUGGUCUAAAGGCAUUAAACAAGCACUAAAGCUUCAUAAAAUUCGACUCCCAGAUUUUCAAGUUAAGGAGGCUUAUGUGACUUCUCAAUUAGAAAGUUAUGCAACAGGAAAUUAUAGCCGUCUCUAUGUCUGUUUUAUAUUUUCUCGAGCAGCUGGGUUUUGCUUCUUGCAGCUUAUCAUUCCGUCCACAGCAGUAGUUAUAACAUCGUGGGUGUCAUUAUGGAUGGAAAAUGAAACCUCUUUUCAAGAUAUGAUAUCAAUUAUCUUAACAAUAACCUUUUUAUUAUUUUCUUAUAACGAAGUAAUGCCUCGCGUAAGUUAUAUUAAAGCGAUGGACGUUUAUUUAGGUGUUUGUUUUUGUAUCGUUUUUUUCUCUUUAAUCAAACUUGCACUGGUAAAAUAUAUGAGGCAACGACUAAGAAUGACACGGUCAUUUUCAAUUCGUAUUCUUAUCAUUCUUAUCAAUGAAAAUCUUGCAAAAAAUUCAAAAUAUUAUUCAUUUAUUGUGCAACAAUUUUACCAAAUUUGGAAAUUUUUUUUAGAAAAAGGAGGGUGUUUAACCGAUAUAAUUUUCACACCGACUUUCAUGCAUCGAUUUCAUUGGAUAACUCAGAUGACUUUUUUUUUCGGUUUCAUCGCAUUUUGCCUUUUCUACUUUCUCAUUUACCCAAACAUUCACCAUGAUAUUGCUGAUCCUGCAUGUGAUCGAGAAUUUGCCGAAUGGUUUGCUGAACUUAAGUAA
Dracunculus medinensis (Guinea worm) is the source of this 1317-nucleotide messenger RNA. Lineage: Eukaryota; Metazoa; Nematoda; Chromadorea; Rhabditida; Dracunculidae. The record is from the annotation of a GenBank genome assembly.